AUGGGUGGUGUUACUGUUUACAUUAACAACCAUCCUGGAAGAGGAGUAGGACAAGAUGAAAACGGAUACUACUAUAUUGAUAACUCAGGUGGAAGAGUUUAUCUGACGGAUGAAUGGUACCCUGACCCAGAAGGGACUUACAGGAAGAUCACACAUAGUCUGAAAGGGGAAUAUAAAAUAGGGAGUAUUAAGAAGGAGCGGCAAGAAUUGAAAACGUUUCCUAACUUAGAAAGUCAUACUAGUGUUUCAGUCUUUUACUGGUCAGGGGACAAUGGCUUCAGCAACCCUCUCCUAAUUCAACUUGGCGAAGGAGAAAAUGAGUACUACACUAAUCCUAAAGGUCUUAAUAACUGGGAAGUAGAUGGUACUGCUACACCAGAUCUCAGGAAAAAACUAGAUGAACAAAACUGCCUUAAGAACAAAGCCCACAUUGUAGAUCUCUCUAAGAAGGAUAAAGCUACUUACAGCUGUCCUAGUUGUAAUACCAAAAGUAUCCGCGUAUACUCCCCGGGUACUUACUACGGACAUACGAUUGCUACUUCCGGUUUGAGUCUGGCUGGCUUUAAGGAUACUGGUACUUGGCAAGCUGGACUUCCAUCUCUAAAGAGUGUAGAAACAGUCAAGGUCUACUGGAAUAAGUCUGGUAAUAAUCCUAUCGUAAUCGCUCAACAAGUUAGUGGUACUGGUACUAAGUGGUUCAGAAGAAACGGUGGCAAUGUAAAUACCUGGACUCAAGUUGUUACUGAUCCUACUCCUACUGGUUCUACUUUUCCUACUCCUCAAAUUACUAUAGAUUUAUCUAUGAAAGCUAGUGCAUCAUACGCUGAUAAAACUGCUAAAGUAAAUAUAACUGUAAGAAGUAGUCACAUAGGUUAUUGCUACUACCGAUAUCAGCAUUCUCUCUGUGGUGGACCCUUUAAAGUUACUCAAGUUACCUAUAAUAAGGCAUCGCUUAGUGGUAUAGAAUUUUCUCCCGAGACCCCUAUGGACAGCGUCUCAGCAUACUACUAUGGAGAUGAUCCUGAGAAAAAAGAAAACCUCCUCCUGAUUGAACUGAGCUCAAGUGGUAGUAACACAUACAAGUACUUCUGCAAAGGAACUAAAGAUGCGAAUAUAUGGACUGAUGGAGGAACUGGUAAACUUACUGGACAACCUCUUCGGAACAAACUUGAUGAACUAAAGAAGAAACACCCUCUCCAACCACCUAAAUCUCAACUACCACCAAAUCCCCCUACUCCAGAACCACCGAAACAAAUACAUGCACCGUCUUCACAUGCUGGACGGAGUCCAUCUCCAACCACAAAGAAUGAACAGGGUCAUCAUGAAAACAAGGCUCACAUACAUAAUCAUUCAGCAAAAGAUGUUGGUAAAACACCCACAUCAGCCAAACGAAAUUCUACCCCCUCCGGAGUAAUAGCCGCUGGAGUAGUAGGAGGUAUUGUCUGUGUAGUAAUUCUUAGUCUUCUAAUAUGGAGGAUUGGGCCAUCACUGAAAACCUACAUGGCCAGUAGACGACGCCCCUUGUAG
This is a messenger RNA of Theileria equi strain WA, 1527 nucleotides long. RefSeq lists its product as hypothetical. The transcript has a single exon. NCBI's taxonomy places the organism in Eukaryota, Apicomplexa, Aconoidasida, Piroplasmida, Theileriidae. The record is from RefSeq and is a predicted model, not a curated record. The coding region runs from base 1 to 1527 and encodes 508 amino acids.